This is a messenger RNA of Topomyia yanbarensis, 2335 nucleotides long. RefSeq lists its product as uncharacterized. The record is from RefSeq and is a predicted model, not a curated record. NCBI's taxonomy places the organism in Eukaryota, Metazoa, Arthropoda, Insecta, Diptera, Culicidae. Gene Ontology annotation, molecular function: zinc ion binding; nucleic acid binding. The transcript has 3 exons. Bases 17 to 1066 code for a protein of 349 amino acids.
GAUAACAUCAGUCGUGAUGGCUCAGAUGAAUAUGGCGGCUAUGAUAGAGCCAUACCGCAAAGGAGCAUCCUUUUCCGAUUGGGUGGAACGUCUUGGUUACUUUUUCGCUAUGAGCAAUGUAGCGGAGGAUGCAAAGAAAUCCCAUUUCAUAACCCUUAGCGGGCCAUCGGUGUUCUCGGAACUCAAAUUGCUUUUUCCAAAUGCUAGUCUAACCGAUAUUUCAUAUGAAACAAUGAUUGAAAAACUUAAAGCACGGUUUGACAAAGUUGAAUCUGAUAUUAUACAGAGAUUUAAAUUUAAUAAUCGGAAGCAACAUCCUGAUGAGUCUGCGGAGGAUUUUGUCCUGGCUAUAAAACUUCAGGCAGAGUUUUGCAAUUUUAAAAAUUUCAAGCAUGAAGCAAUUCGGGAACGUAUUGUUGCUGGUCUGAGGGAUGAAGCCCUUCAGCAGCGUUUGUUGAAUGAACAAAAUUUAACCCUUGAAUCGGCAGAAAAAUUAAUUGCUACUUGGGAGAUGGCAGGGGCCAACGCUAGAUCUUUGGGAAUCGGUGUCAAUGCUGGUCAGAUUGCUUCUUUGAAUAAUGACUUUAAGAGGCCGCGCCCUUCCACUCUUGAAAAACUUGCUAAAACGUUGGCAAAUGCUAAGGCGGGUGAUCGACCUUCUCGACCUGCAGGAACAAGACAAUCGGUAAAAAUCCGAUUGGGAUUUCAACCAUAUUACUACAACGGAGAACAGGAGGACAAACAAAAAAAUUUCGCAGGUUUUCGCCCGGCUGAAUGGAGGGCUGGACAGGAUCGCAAUCGUAGCGAGAGUCGUGUCUGCGACUUUUGCGGAAUAAGAGGACAUUUGAAGAGGAAUUGCUUCAAAUUGAAAAAUCAACGCAGGGAUAUGGUUCAGUUUGUGGAUUCUAAAACAGGACCAAGCAGUUUAAGUGAGCUGUUCAACCGUUUGGAAACGAAUGCUUCAGACGUUGAUGACGAUAACGACAGGAAUGAUUCAGAUUCUUGUUGGAAAGACCGUGGUCGUAGCCCAUCGAAAGCAACUGCGUGUAGCGAAGGCGAGUGUUGAGUUAGUACGACUGACUGCGAUUAUUUCCGCAUCAACACAGCAUCCUAUAAUGGCUACAGUGCAGGAAGACAGCGAACUGGAGUUCAGGGGAUUCCCUGAGGUCGAAACGAGAAGCCGGAAAAUCGGAAAAAGGAAAAUCGAAGCGGUGAACUCACCACUUCGUCAACUCUGGCGUUCAAAGAGAAUAACGAAGUAAAAGGUGGAUAAUGAUUUCAUCUAUAGAAGAAAUUAAGUUAAACUUAAAAAUGCGAGAAAAAAGUUCAGUUUAAAACAAAAACAGGAUAAAAAAAAAUUAUACUGUGAAUUAUAAGAAAGUUGAUCAAUAUCAAUUUCGGAUUAUCUAUAGCUGAUUGUUUUCAGUUUUCGAAUUUUAGUGGAGCUACUGUUUCCCCUCUAAGAAAAAAACGUCUAACAAGAGUCCUUCAUUGGUCCAAUUUGUUGGGCGACAGUCCAACAAACGUCCAAAAAAACGUCCAACGAACGUUCAAUGAAGGACCUGCAAAAGGCGAUUUUGCAACACUUUUUGGACGUCGAGCAGUGUGACAGCUCGAUCGUUUCGUUCAACAAAUUGGACCAAUACGGGUCCACCGUUGGACGAUUUUUUGUAUAGAGCGAUGGACGUUUGUUGGACCACCGCUUUUGGAAAUUUGAGGUUAUGGUACUUUGUUUACUUUUUUAAAAUAACAUACGAAUCUUAACGCACUUUUAGAAUACUUUAUUGUUUACAAUAUUUUAUACUUAUUUUAUAAUUUUAGAAUAUUCUUAUAUGCUAAAUUUAUUAUUUUUACAAUGUUCUUACGUAGAAUUAUAUCCGCCACUGAACAGAAAUAAAAGAAAUAAUGAACAAUGCGAUUUCGCUGAGCUUGUGCUUGCAUGCGGUGUUUAUUCUGGUAAGCACUAUGAAUGUCCAGCUCGUACUGCAGUCGGUCCUUCAACUGAUGGCAUUCGACUUCCUGACUUUCAUCGAAUCGUAAGCUUUGCUUCUGUAGCAUAUCGGCAAUGAUUUGUUCACACUGAAGAAAAACAAUGUGUCAAUUAUUAACGCUGAUGCUAAUCUCAGAUAGUACUCACCGGAUCACCCAGUAACGUUAACCCUCCGGAAGUCGCGCAUAUGGCCCUCUGAACGAGCAGCCACUGAUGCUCUAAGACGAUUUCGCUAGCUUCUCAGACUAGCGAGCAUUCAGUGCACUAGUGUGACUACUUGCUCUUCUUAAGCCUCCGCUUACUUUGUUAUCUUUUGAAUCCUAGAGAAAACGGAGAAGUACAAAU